This is a messenger RNA of Mugil cephalus (flathead mullet), 6278 nucleotides long. RefSeq names its product laminin, beta 2-like (gene lamb2l). Gene Ontology annotation, biological process: substrate adhesion-dependent cell spreading; cell migration; basement membrane assembly. The record is from RefSeq and is a predicted model, not a curated record. Lineage: Eukaryota; Metazoa; Chordata; Actinopteri; Mugiliformes; Mugilidae. Gene Ontology annotation, cellular component: laminin trimer. Gene Ontology annotation, molecular function: extracellular matrix structural constituent. Bases 188 to 5785 code for a protein of 1865 amino acids. The transcript has 35 exons.
UCUGUUUUUACAUCGCCGCCGUCAGUUGUGCUUUCAAGUUUGUUUUACACAUUCUGGCGCACAUACGCACCACACAUGUGCAUGCACGCGUAAAUGUACACACCGGGCUCCGGGGCUUGCACACGUGUGCACUGGGACAUAGAAAUCUGCACGCUGUCAAGUAGAACUGACCCACAGAGGACGCAGGAUGAGCAGCUCUGACCGGACCGAGGAGAGCCGAGGCUGCAGUCGUGUCCAUGCGUUCAGGCGUCCCACCAUGCUCAUCGCCACCAUGCAUCUGAGCCUCCUCUUGCUGGGUGCAGCUCUCUGUGCGUUCGGGCAGGAGCUCCCGUCGAGUCCUCACGGCUGCACCGAGGGGAGCUGUUACCCCGCCACAGGAAACCUUCUGAUUGGACGGGCCAUCAACCUAACCACCACGUCCACGUGUGGCCUGCUCGGACCAGAGUAUUACUGCAUUGUUAGCCACCUGCAGGAGUCCGACAAGUGUUUCGAGUGCAACUCCCGGCACCGCUACGACCCUCACCACCACAGAGCCAGCCACCGCAUCGAAAACGUGAUCUACCUCACGGACCGCAAUGGAGACCGCACGUGGUGGCAGUCUGUCAACGGGGAAGAGAGUGUCAGCAUUAGACUGAACCUGGAGGCUGAAUUCCACUUCACACAUCUCAUCAUGAAGUUCAAGACGUUCCGACCCGCAGCUAUGAUCAUCGAGCGUUCGGCUGACUUUGGCCGCUCGUGGCGCCCUUACCGCUACUUUGCCUCAAACUGUACCAGGACCUUCCCCGGCGUCCCCUCCAACGGCCUGCACCACAUCAACGACGUCAUCUGUGAGGAACGCUACUCCAACACUGAGCCCUCCACUAACGGAGAGGUCAUUUAUAAAGUCUUGGAUCCUGCCAUCCAUGUGAGAGACCCCUACAGCUUGGACAUUCAAGAACUCCUGCGCAUCACCAACCUGCGCAUCAACUUCACCAAACUGAACACGCUGGGCGACGACCUGCUGGACCGACGCUCCGACGUCCUGCAGAAAUAUUACUACGCCCUCUACGAGCUGGUGGUCAGAGGCAGCUGCUUCUGUUAUGGACACGCCUCAGAGUGUUCCCCGGUGCCAGGGAUCCAAGCCCGGGAGAGCGGCAUGAUCCACGGUCGCUGCGUGUGCAAACACAACACAGAGGGUCUGAACUGCGAGCGCUGCCAGGACUUCCACCACGACCAGCCAUGGAGACCAGCGGAGGCGGAGAACCCUCACACAUGCAAAGAGUGUAACUGUAAUGGCCACUCGAACCGGUGUCACUUUGACAUGGCGGUGUAUUUGGCCACGGGCAACGCUAGCGGAGGAGUUUGUGACUUCUGUCUGCACAACACUAUGGGACGCAACUGUGAGAUGUGUACGCCGUUCUACUACCAGGACCCCAACAGGGACAUCAGGGACCCGAGCGUCUGCGUCGCCUGUGACUGCGACCCCGUGGGAUCGUUGGAGGGAGGGGUGUGCGACAGCCACACUGACCCCGAGAUGGGGAUGAUCGCAGGGCAGUGUCGCUGCAAAAGCAACGUGAAGGGCGUCCGCUGCGAUGACUGCAAGGCCGGUUACUACGGACUCAGCCAGAACGACCCGCUGGGUUGCCAACCUUGCAACUGUGACCCUCGGGGCGUCAUCAUGAUGGAAGCUCCCUGUGAUCAGAUCAGCGGCGACUGCUCCUGCAAAAGAUACGUCACCGGUCGAUACUGCAACCAGUGUCUGCCUGAAUACUGGGGCCUGAGUAACGACCUGGCCGGCUGCAGACCGUGUGACUGUGACUUUGGCGGAGCCUUUAACAACAGGUGCAUGAUGGACAACGGUCAGUGCGACUGCAGGAAGCAUCUGACUGGCCGACAGUGUUCAGACGUGCAGCCCGGUUACUUCUGCGCCCCACUGGACUAUUACAAAUACGAGGCCGAGGACGCGACUGGACACUCACCUAGUGACCCUCCACUGCCGGGCCAAAUCCGUCCGCAGGCGACAAACGACUGCGUUCAGCAACUCAGCAACCAGCUGAGGAGGCACCGGCGUCACCGUCGCAUCACCAAGUCGCAGCAGCACCAGGCGGCGCUGAGACGCAUCCGCCAGCUUCAACAAACACCGGAUGUGAGGACUGUUCUUAGGGAGCCCACUCCCAGCCACAUGGUGACCUGGACAGGACCUGGUUUUGCCCGAGUCAAAGAUGGCGCCGGCCUGGUGUUCACCAUCGACAACAUCCCCUACGCCAUGGAGUACGACAUCAUGAUCCGCUACGAGCCCGAGUCCACUGAAGACUGGGAGGCUGUGGUUAGCGUCACCUCUCAAGACCUGCCCUCCAGUCACCGGUGUGGAAACCUCCUGCCCACUGAGCAGCUCUACACCGUUACCCUGCCGCACCACAACAGAUACAUCCAGAUGCCCAGACCCUUUUGUUUCGAGCCAAGCAACCGCUACGUGAUUGCAAUCAGGUUCCAGCGCCACGGGGUGACGCACAGGCAUCUCACCGCCUUCAUCCUCGUUGACUCGCUGGUACUGAUCCCAAAAUAUGCCGAGCUUCCCGGUUUCCAAGGUAACGAGCCAGAGGCAGAGCAGCGGCGGGACGAGAUGACUCGCUACAUGUGUCUGGAUUCCUUUAUGAUCACGCCGAUGCCCGCCUUGGCCGAGAUGUGCUCCAAGCUCAUCUGCAGUAUUUCGUCCAUCAUUCAUGACGGCGCCCUGCCGUGCCAGUGUGACCCUCAGGGGUCUCUCAGUGGUGAGUGUGAUAAAGUCGGAGGCCAGUGCCACUGCAAGCCGAACGUGAUGGGGCGACGCUGUGACCAGUGCGCUCCAGGGAGCUUCGGCUUUGGAGCGUAUGGAUGCACUGUCUGCGACUGCCACUCGGAGGGUUCAACGAGCCAUCAGUGCGACCCAGUCACAGGCCAAUGCCAGUGUAGACAAGGAGCCACCGGGCGCCAGUGCUCUGACUGCCAACCGGGCCAGUGGGGCUUCCCCAGCUGCAGCCCCUGUCAGUGUAACGGCCACGCAGACAUCUGUGACCCCCGCACAGGGGAAUGCAGAGACUGCAGGGACUACACGGCGGGACACCUCUGUGAACGCUGUGUGGAUGGGUUCUAUGGAAACGCAGUGCUCGGCUCGGGGGAGCACUGUCGCCCCUGUUCCUGCCCCGGUAACCCUGGCACCGAUCACUUUAACGGCCACUCCUGUCAGCCUGACCCUUACUCCAAUCAGAUCACCUGUAACUGCAGACAGGGCUACACCGGCCCGCGGUGUGACCAGUGUGCCCCGGGUUACUAUGGCAACCCCGAGCAGCCCGGCGGCCGGUGCCUCCCGUGCGAGUGCAACGGCAACAUCGACACCCAGGAUCCAGGGGCAUGUGACCCCAGGACGGGAGAGUGCCUCCGGUGCCUGUACCACACGGACGGGCCGUCCUGCGCUCACUGUCAGCUCGGUUACUACGGCAACGCCUUGGUCCAGGACUGCAGACGUUGUACCUGUGUGACCGCUGGCACCGUCCAGUCAGCCUGCAGCAAUGGAGAGUGCUACUGUGACCGGCAGACUGGAGAGUGUCCCUGCAGGGAGAACGUGGACGGACACAACUGUGACCAGUGUGCCCCGAACUACUGGAACUACGGUCAGGACGGAGGGUGUGAGCCGUGCAGCUGUAACCUGGAACACGCCCUGGGGACUCACUGCAACAUGUUCACAGGCCAGUGUCACUGUCGUCCCGGCUUUGGAGGUAAACGGUGCACUGAGUGUGAGCAGUUCCACUGGGGAGACCCACGAGAGCGAUGCCAAGAGUGUAACUGCCACCCUCAGGGCUCAGAGGUGGCCCAGUGCGACAGGGUGACGGGGGCGUGCCAGUGCCGCGAGGGCUCGGCGGGGACGCGGUGCGACGAAUGCGCCCGCGGCUUCACCGGCGACUUCCCCAGAUGCGUCCAGUGUCACCCGUGCUUCCAGCUGUGGGACGACGCGGUGUGCCAGAUCAAGAGGGACCUGGAACACAUUCAGAACGCCGUGGAGAAGAUCAAGGAGAGCGGCAUCACGCCGGGAGUGGGAGACGGACGCCUCAAAGAGCUGGAGGACAAGCUGAAGAGGGUCAAGGAUCUCAUCAGUGAAGAGGACCGAGACAGGAUCCACCAGCUGAUUGGACAGAGCAUCGAUGACCUCAGGGCCGAGAUCGCGCUCACAGACGGGCGUCUGAUGGGCAUCGGCCGAGAGAUUAACUCCACGGCAAAAGAGGAAGAGGAACUGAAGCGCACGCUGACCGACUUAGAGAAAGACCUGAGGGACAUCAACUCUACUGUGGCUCGUGAAAAGAAACUUCUGGAAGACUACCUCACCUCGGGAUUCUCAGAUCAGUUUGAGAAGGUGAAGAAGUACUACCAGGAGUCUAAGGAGGCCGAGGAGAAAUGCAACGCCUCAGUGUCCGGCCCUCUCAGCCCCGUGGAGAAGUCCAAAGCGACCCGAGCUCUCGCGGAGGAGCUGCUGAACGAAACCAAAGACAAGCUGCUCGGUGAUCUGGCUGCUAAGAACGAAACCUUGAAGCAGCUGCAGGAGAAAAGCAACGACCUCGAUAGGGUAGUUAAUCACCUCAGUGACAAGGUCUGUGGCGGUCACAGCAACGCCAGCGCCAACGGCAGUUGCCCCGACAGCCCGUGCGGCGGCGCCGGUUGCCGAGACGACCAGGGUAACCUCGUGUGCGGCGGUGACGGAUGCAGCGGGACAACGAGCACGGCGCUAAAGGCGCUGAACGACGCCAAGAACGCCACAGCCAGUCUGAGCGCCGCCAAGGAGGAGCUGCUGAGCGCCUCCAAGAAGCUCCAGGACAUAGCCGUUCUAACUCAGGGCGUGAAGAAGCAGGCGAUGAGCUCGCUGGAGAAAGCCCAGAAGAACAAGGAUAAUUUUGAAAGUAACAACAAGAAGCUGAAGGACUUCAUUAAGACGAUCAAGGACUUCCUCACUGAGGAGGGAGCGGAUCCAGAGAGCAUAGAGAAGGUGGCUCAGCAGGUCUUGUCCAUCACGCUGCCGUUCAACAGGACCACUCUGGACAAACUGAUCAUGCAGAUCAAGGACAGCCUGGCCAACCUCACCAACGUCGAGGGAUUCGUCAAUGAAACGUCACAGCGCAUGAACGAAGUCAAGAAGCUGUUAGACAAAGCUAAAGAGGCCAAGACCCGGGCAGAAGGAGUGAAGGACAUCGUCAACAGCACCAAGGAGGCGCUUGAUGUUUCUGAAAAGGCCAUAGAGAAGGCGAAGGCCGGCCUGAGGGAGGCCGGCGAAAACCUGAACAACACCAGAAACGCUACCGAUGAGGUCAGAGAGAGGCUGUCGCAGCUGGAGGACAGGCAGAUGGAUGUCAUGAUGCGUCUGCAGGACCUCUCCGCGGGUGUGGAAGCUCUGAAGAACAAGACGGAGCUCAACAGAGAGAUGGCGAGAGAAGCAGCGGCCCUGGCCAACAACGCCACGAACCAAGCAUCCUCCCUGGAGAAGAGCUUCAACGACACGGAGAAGCAGUACCUUGAGCUGCGGAAGAAGGUGGACUCCCUCGGCGGGGGAGACCUGAGCGAGAUCCAUAAGAGGGCCAACGAUAUGAAGAAGGAAGCAGAGGGCCUCUUCAAGAAGGCGAAGGACGGGAUCGACGAGCUCGACAGGCUGCAGAAAAGGUUCCACGGCAACGAGGAGAACAUGGCCAGGCAACGCAUGGAGCUGGACGAGCUGAGAGAAAACGUCACCUCGGUGCGCAACUUCAUCCAGGAGCAAGUGAAAAAGUACAGUAACUGCGUGUGAUGACGUCUAUGCUCCCUGUGUAUCCUUCGCUGCUGUAUCAAGAGGAGACUUAGGACUGAAACAGAAAAAAAACUACACAUCACUCUUCAAGAAAAUAGAUUAAAAAAAAUAAAACUGCUGCUCUGGAGGUUGCUCCUCUUCUACUGACAUUUCAAGUUUACCUGUCAAAGUGUUGCCUUCCAUUAUCCAUGUACUGUACCGUAUUUUACUCCUAGAUAUCGAAGCAAGUGUCGCAAGUGGAGAGUAUUUGUUUCAUUGUUGAUAAAUAUUACACCAGGUAUUGUAUCCGAAUAUGUUAUCAGAAAGUUGACCAAAAGAUUUUAGUGUUUCACAUUCCUAUUAAGAAAUUUGUAAAAUCCUUUGAUUUUUUUGAAAAUGAAAUUUUGUAUGUUAUUACAAUGAAAUAAAUGCAAAUGUAUUCUUAUAAGCAAAGCUCAGUGCGAGGUGUGACGAUGGAGAAAUAAAUAAAUUUGAUCUGGUUUAUGUAAUUUCA